Penicillium riverlandense is the source of this 1017-nucleotide messenger RNA. RefSeq names its product glycosyltransferase family 32 protein. The transcript has 3 exons. Gene Ontology annotation, biological process: mannosyl-inositol phosphorylceramide biosynthetic process. Gene Ontology annotation, molecular function: mannosyltransferase activity. The record is from RefSeq and is a predicted model, not a curated record. Bases 1 to 1017 code for a protein of 338 amino acids. NCBI's taxonomy places the organism in Eukaryota, Fungi, Ascomycota, Eurotiomycetes, Eurotiales, Aspergillaceae.
AUGGCAAGCUGGCGCGGACACAAGCGCCUUCUACUGGCAGUUUUGCUGGUCAUUCUGAGCUUUUGGGGGCUUGCUGUGAUUCUGCACUGUGCCACGCGCAUAGUUGCAUUUGCACAGCUGUUUGGCAUCUUCAAGGACCAUGCGGGUGUACGGAUCACACAGGACGAAAUUUUAGCUGCCUACAACAGCGCAAACUCCGAAAUCCAAAGCCCCACGGUCCCGCGGAUAAUACAUAAAAUAUUUCAUAAUUGGAAUAAUCCGGAAGAUGAUACCCUUCCAGCAGACUGGCAGCCAGUACAUCAAACGUGUCUAGACUUGAACCCUGGCUGGGAGCAUAUGCUAUGGACGACGAAAAGCUCUGAAGAUUUCAUCAGGAAAGAGUUCGAAUGGUUUCUCUCCACAUACAAAAGCUACAAAUAUCCUGUUCAGAGGGUAGACGCUAUGAAAUAUUUCGUCCUUCGUCAUUACGGUGGAAUCUAUAUCGACAUGGAUAAUGGCUGCUCUGCGAACCUUGACCCUCUGACCCUAUAUCCAGCUUUCACUACCGACGGGGGACACGGUGCUCUUAGUAACAACAUCAUCGGCGGGCAGCCUGGUCACCCAUACUUUGUCCUUCUCACCGAGAACCUCAUGCUCUGGCAGUUUAACUACUUGCUUCCAUACGUGACUAUUAUGUUUUGUAGUGGACAAUGGUUCUCUACAGCAAUGUGGGAGAAGUAUCAUUCGCUGCUAUCUUUGGAUGGGUCACUCCACGGCUUCACUGGUGCCGGAUGGAGCCCGUUGUACCGUGUUCUCAUGGACAUGCGUCCUGGAGCUGAUCCCUGGGUGUUCUUUACUCAAGCUCAAGGUGAAUCAUGGGCGGACUGGGAUUAUACGUUGCUCAAGACUAUUGGAGACCAUAUUGUCUUGUUUAUUUCACUGCCGGCUGCCCUCGUGGGCUUUCUAAUUUGGUCAUGCGUGCGAUGUAGGACCCGCCCCAAUCUUGACAACAUAGGAUACAAAAAGCUAGAUGCUUGA